UCCUUGGUGGAGAAAAGUAUAUAAAGCGAGUAGUCAUAAUAAUCCGGGCUAGCCGCAAGAUUUUUAAUCGGCAAGGAUGUCGUUCCAUUCGUUCAGCGUCGUCUUCGCGAUCGCGAUCACGUAUCUCUUCGUUAUUGUUGCCGGUCAAGUCAAACUCCCUGCUGAUGUUAAGACAUGCAAAAGAGGUACAGAUGAUUAUUCGUCUUGUUUGAGAUUAGCUAUUCAAGAAUCAUGGCCUGUAUUUGUUAAAGGUAUUCCCGAACUUGAUGUAGCUAUCUUGGAUCCUUUCUACAACGAAUAUGGACUAUAUGAAUUUGGAAGUAACGAAGUACAUGGGAAAAUAGAAGGUUCUAAUAUUUAUUUUUACGGUAUGAAGAACAUAAAAUUUUUGGCGGUCAGACCGGAAUAUACGGACGAUCAAUUCAAAUUGGAAAUCGAUUGGGUUUUACCUAAGUGCUUCCUUGAAGGAGAAUAUAACAUUGAUGCUAAUUUGGUCAAUUUCAAACUUGGUGGCAAAGGAUAUUUCAACGUAAGUUUGGAGGACGUAAAGGUAACUUGGGAGAUAAAUGGUCCAGUCAAAAAUGACAGAUGGGUCAUCGAACAUUUUAUUCCAAACGCACAAGUCGGUAAACUCAAAUUUUGGUGUAGCGAUCUUUUCAAUGGCAAUGAGCAAUUAACCAAAUCCGCUAUAGGAUUUGUUAAUGAAUUUUGGCCAACGAUUUAUCGUGGAAUGUUUCCAUAUAUUAAAAAAGUAUGGGACGAACUAUUUACCGAUUAUAUAAAUCGUAUAUUCUCCAAACUAUCCUUCAACGAAGUCUUUCCUUCGGCGUAAAAAAUAUUUUGAGGAAAAGAUCAAAGAAAAACAAAUAGUAGAAAAGUAUCCAAAAUAUAAAAAGGUGAAAGGAAUUCAUCGUGACGCGUCUAUUUAUGCAAAUUAAUCGAUCUAGAAGUAUUUUAAGGACGACAACCAUAAACGAACUUGUUCAAUUCAACAGUUUUUCUUUCGAGCAGGACUCAUAAAAUAUUUCAAUAAUUGUAACUGUGAAUUAUUUAUCAAAAUAAUAUUAACAUGAAACUAUUAUGGAUAUGUCAAAUAAUAAGAGUCCGAUUUUGUUUUUUA
This is a messenger RNA of Vespula pensylvanica (western yellowjacket), 1120 nucleotides long. RefSeq names its product circadian clock-controlled protein daywake-like. The coding region runs from base 77 to 832 and encodes 251 amino acids. The transcript has 5 exons. The record is from RefSeq and is a predicted model, not a curated record. Lineage: Eukaryota; Metazoa; Arthropoda; Insecta; Hymenoptera; Vespidae.